AUGGCGUCUAUCAGACACUCGUCCUCGGUCGCCUCGGCCGUGUGUAAACAGACUGCGAACUCUCGUCCUCUAGCACAAUCCGUGGCUUCCGUGCAGACAUGUAGACCGGUCUCAUUAUUUUCCCCGACACGAUAUGCAUCUUUCUCCAUUCUCCAAUUGAAAUCUCCAUCCACCAUGAAUCAAGCUCGUAUGUUCCUGACGCAUGUCCGUCGUCAAGCACAGGCGUUCCGAGAGCCACCCAUCACACGCUCGACCUCUACUCUUCCGAAGGGCGCAAAGUCCCAACCAGCUCUGCAACUCACAAACCUCCCCUACUUUGUUCGCCGCACCGGCUCCAACCAGCUACCCGUCUACGUUGUCACAAAAGCCGGCGGUACUAAGCAACUCACUAAGAUCCAAAAGACCGAGGGUGAUCUGGAUGCGCUACGCAAUGACCUCGCACUGACUCUGGGUGUGGACGUACGGAGCUCUGACGUGAGCGUCAACCGCUUGACUGGCCACAUCAUUGUCAAAGGCUGGCGCAAACCUGAAAUCGUUGAUUUCUUGAAAGAGCGAAACUUCUAA
Molecule: messenger RNA, 564 nt
Organism: Penicillium taxi
Lineage: Eukaryota; Fungi; Ascomycota; Eurotiomycetes; Eurotiales; Aspergillaceae
Product: mitochondrial 54S ribosomal protein mL49
Exons: 3
Coding region: 1-564 (187 amino acids)
Biological process (GO): translation
Cellular component (GO): ribosome; mitochondrial large ribosomal subunit
Molecular function (GO): structural constituent of ribosome
Source: RefSeq, a predicted model, not a curated record